Molecule: messenger RNA, 1335 nt
Organism: Spodoptera littoralis (African cotton leafworm)
Lineage: Eukaryota; Metazoa; Arthropoda; Insecta; Lepidoptera; Noctuidae
Source: the annotation of a GenBank genome assembly
AUGAAUUUGUUACCCCCAAAAUAUGUGCCAACUACCCCAAGAAUUGUGCCACAAAUUGGUGUUCCGAAAGUGAUUCCCAAUUCGAUAACUGGGUUCUUCGGACAGAUGAAGACGGAGACUGGAUCUACAACUGUGGCUGCAGAUGAUACACAGUUCCUCGUCACCAGCCCAAGGACGAUGCGGAUUCCUUAUACGGAAAUGCCUUCUUUAUUACCGGGUAUAGUGGACCCUUCGGAUAUUUAUCCGGACGGACCUCCGUCUUCUGAUGGAGUACCAGCCGAUUACAGUGAGUUUCACCAUCAUGUGAACUCACCUUCUCAUGGUAUGCCGUCUAUUGUGCUACCUGGUGAUUAUCCUGAAGAUUUCGAUAAUCCGUAUGGUUCCAAACCUGACUAUGUAGAUGACCCUGGGCCUGGGCCAGACUUACAGCAUCCAGUACAGCAUGCAGGUCUUCCGCGGAAGCUGGAGGUCUUCCCUCUACCACGGAAGGCAGAACAUGAGCUCAAGUUUAAUGUAUCGUGGAUACCUUCCUUAGUCACAAACCCCGUAGAUGAGCAGUGUGCCAUUCGCCCCGGCUGUGCCUACAUGGUGCGACUAAUCGCACAUCCCUGGGACGGACACACCUCUGCUAAUAUGCAUGUAGAACUAGAUGAAUGCGUGGUAGGAGUAUGCUCAUGUGCUUACCGUCUCCGACUUCCUGAACCCUCGGUUACUGCUCAGACUGUUACAGUUAAAGGUGAAAUGUACGCCAAUAUAAGCUGGACUCUGCCCAAACCCAGCUUCCCACAAAGACUGCCGUCCCCUAAGCUGGGCAAGAAAAGCUAUGUUGUAAGUCUGGGCAAGCAGAUGGUGUCAGACGCUCACCCAGCUCCUUGGUUCGCGAAUAUGAUCGCUCGUACCGUGGACGCCGACGGCCUAGUAGCACAGGGUGACACCACUCAUUACCUUCUCCUACCAGCCAGCGAGCUCAGUGCUGAACGCAGCGAUGAGCGGAGCGGGGACGAUGAACGGAGAAAACGGCCGCGACACUUCCCGCCUAAAGUUAAAUUGUUAGCUAGAGUCAGUUUGAUAGAUGAGAGAGGGUGUAAUGGGCCUGCUGGAAACGCUACCGCUUAUGAUCCUGCGGUAGCGGCGGCAGCCUCGAGUAAAUUUUCUUUUGGAACCUAUGCGAUCCUAGGCGCCUUACUUGGUGCUUGGGCGAUGGGUGCAGUGUUCGUUCUAAGCGCUCGCGUAGUAAAACGCGUACUGAAGUCAUUCCGCCCCGCUCCCGUCUCCGCUCCGCUUGAGCCACUGCGUCGUAGGCCUGCCUGGUUCCCGCUGCAGCUGCGUGGGUAA